AUGAGAGAGGCGGUCACCGAGAUCGGCGACUCCGCCUCCGCCACCGAUCCAACCGCGGGCGGAGGCGCCGGCGGCCGCCAGCAGCAGGCGAUGGGAAGAGUGUGGGCCAUCUCGGAGCGGCCGGUGACCCUGGUCGACAACCCGGAGAUUGGCCGCGUCCGCGCCCUCCUGGCGUUGUCCGGCGCCCCGUCCCCGUCCGAUAAUAACGGCACCACCGCCGCUAACGGCGGCGGCGGCGGCGGCGGCGGCGGCGGCGGCGGCGGCGGCGGCGGCGGCAGCAGGGCCGUAGUCCGCGGCGGGCGCAGUGUCUCCGGAGCUGUUGUGGGGGGCGUGCUGUCGCGCGCAAAGGCGUGGCAGAGGAGCAGCCGCUAUGCGUCGAGACCGGUGGCGCCGUCGCCACCCCUGGUUGCGUCGCCGGGGGGCUCCGCGGGAUUCCCCGGGGGAUUGAACGCGAGGGACGUCGGGGGGAUGGUGCAGCUGCCGGAGCUUGGGGUCCAGCCGUACAGCGACCGGAGGGAGCUGCUUUGUUUGACCGGGGCGGGGCUGCAGGUGUUGACGCGGCUGCGGCCGGUGGACCUGCUGUAUGAUCUGCUGGUCCGGGAUCACGUGGAAGGGGUGAGGGAGUCUUGA
This is a messenger RNA of Ectocarpus sp. CCAP 1310/34, 630 nucleotides long. The record is from the annotation of a GenBank genome assembly. Lineage: Eukaryota; Phaeophyceae; Ectocarpales; Ectocarpaceae.